AUGCUAACACAACUUUAUACAACUGAAGAGGAUCCGGCCUUGUGUUCGAUUAUAUGGGGUACAAAUUUCUCAGUUUCGCCUGUUGCAAGUGAAAAUGACAGCAGUGCUAUAACAGCUGCCUCAACCUCACACAAUGCUGCUGCUGUUGGUGGCCUAAAUGAAGUUGGUGUAGCGAGUAGUGUCAAUGCUGGUGGUGUUAUUGGCGAGGGUGGUGGCUACAGGAGUGAUGUUAAUGCGGCUGUAGCUGCCGGAGCAGUAGGUGUCAUUGGUGAUAAUUUACGUGAUGAUCUUUAUAUAACAAAUGAGGAUCCACGUACCGAAGCAUUACGAGAAUAUUCAUACGGCAUAAUAUUGCCCAUCAUUUGUGCGCUUGGCAUCAUCGGCAAUGUACUCAAUCUCAUUGUAUUGACAAGACGUAAUAUGCGUGGUACGGCUUAUAUUUAUAUGAGAGCGUAUUCAACAGCUGCUUUAUUGGCCAUUGUCUUUGCUAUACCUUUUGGCAUACGCAUGUUGGUGCACAAGGACCGGGGCCAGUGGGAAGAAUUUGGGCCAGCUUUCUAUACAGCACAUUUGGAACUAUUUUUGGGAAAUGGUUGUUUAGGUGUAGGUGUAAUGAUGCUGUUAAUACUAACCAUAGAACGCUACGUGUCGGUGUGUCAUCCUAGUUUUACACGGCCAGUAAUGGGUCCUCCUGGGGUCAUUGUAUUCCUAACCACUAUGAUAACUUUUGUUAUUUACCUGCCGAGCGUGUUCCGUGGUGAACUAAUUAAAUGUGUUUUACAAACAGAUGGACGUUUUGUUUAUUUUCGUAGAGAUAAUAAUGCAUUUUUAAGAACAAUAUUCUAUUCGAUCUAUAAGGUAAUGCUGGAAGUGAUAUUUAAAUUAAUACCAACUGUUUUAAUAGCUGGUCUAAAUUUGCGCAUUAUGAUGGUUUACCGUCAGACUUGCGAGAAAAGGCGAAAAAUGACAUCGUCUCGAGCCUCAUAUAUUAAGGAUGCUGAAGAAAGAAGACUAUUUUUAUUGUUAGGUAGUACAUCAAUUUUAUUUCUGGUGUGUGUCUCACCGAUGGCAAUUUUACACAUGACAAUUGCUUCGGAAGUUUUACCCAGUUUUUCAUUUCAGGUGUUUAGAGCAUUGGCGAAUUUGUUGGAGUUGACCAAUUACUCGAUAACCUUUUACAUCUACUGUUUGUUUAGUGAAGAUUUUCGUAAUACACUGAUGCGAACCAUUAACUGGCCCUGGAUAAAAUCGCAUCUAUGUCAUCAGGUGGAUGAGGUCUCUGCCAAGCAAACACCUCUUAACAACUUUGACAAAUUAACUUUUCGUAAUCAUCAUAUUACCACCACAUCCGGCGUUUGCACCGGCAUGGGCCGUUCCAGUAGCAUUUGAUGCAAAUUUGGUCUUAUACUAUGAUUAGUCUCCUUAGUUUAAGUUUGAAAAUAAACUAUUUUUUAAUUCCCUACUUAUA
Molecule: messenger RNA, 1468 nt
Organism: Calliphora vicina (urban bluebottle blowfly)
Lineage: Eukaryota; Metazoa; Arthropoda; Insecta; Diptera; Calliphoridae
Product: probable G-protein coupled receptor B0563.6
Exons: 9
Coding region: 1-1389 (462 amino acids)
Biological process (GO): G protein-coupled receptor signaling pathway
Cellular component (GO): membrane
Molecular function (GO): G protein-coupled receptor activity
Source: RefSeq, a predicted model, not a curated record